This is a messenger RNA of Triticum aestivum (bread wheat), 1338 nucleotides long. Its product is annotated as nuclear speckle RNA-binding protein A. Gene Ontology annotation, molecular function: RNA binding. Bases 133 to 993 code for a protein of 286 amino acids. The transcript is spliced from 6 exons. Lineage: Eukaryota; Viridiplantae; Streptophyta; Magnoliopsida; Poales; Poaceae. The record is from RefSeq and is a predicted model, not a curated record.
CCUACACGCCGAGACCAAACCGAAACACUUUCUCUCUCUCCCUUGUUUCUCGUGCUCGGAAACCCUAGCCGCACGAAGACUUCGCCUCGCCCCCACAUCGCCCGCCGUCUGACCUGCCUACGAGGGCGAACGAUGGCCGCGGAGAACUACUGGAGGUACGCCGACGCGCGGCAGCAGCAGGCCAUGGUGGCGGCUGCGGCGGCCGCGGCGGGGAUGGCCCCUGCAGCUACCGUUGCGCAGGCCGCGACGGCCGCGGGGGGCAUGCAGCAGCACCAGCACCAGCACCAGCACCAGCAGGCGGCGAUGGCGCAACAGCAGCAGCAGCAGCAACAGCAGCAGCAGGCGGCCGCGCCGUCGCUUAAGCGCGCGCGCCCAGACUAUGGCGAUGGUCCUGGAGGACAAGAGAUGGCUGGAUAUUAUCCGCGGGAAAAUGCAGGUUACCACUCACUUAGAGACAAUGAAGCAAUUGGAGCAUCUUACGACCGCUACUUACGCAAUGGGAUGCCUUCUGUGGCAGCCAAUGAACCAAGUAGGGCAGUUGUUGGUGCCAUGGGUGGAGCUGCAAUGGUUGGUGGUGGAAUGAGUGGAUAUCCUGUUGAUGACCACCGUAUGAUGGGUGUCGUUGGUAUGGACAGCAGAGCCAUGGGGUAUGGUGCAAGACCUGAGCCUCCUCUUCCCCCGGAUGCAUCCAACACCUUGUAUAUUGAAGGUCUGCCUGCAAACUGCACCCGUAGGGAGGUUUCACAUAUAUUCCGCCCUUUUGUUGGUUUCCGUGAAGUGAGGCUUGUCAACAAAGAGUCAAGACACCCUGGUGGAGAUCCUCAUGUCCUGUGUUUCGUUGAUUUUGAUAGCCCUGCCCAAGCUACUAUUGCACUUGAAGCCCUGCAAGGUUAUAAGUUUGACGAACACGAUCGUGAAUCAGCCCAUUUAAGGCUGCAAUUCUCGCGCUUUCCUGGUCCGAGGUCAGCUGGCGGGCCUCGUGGUAGGCGUUAAGUCGUGCGGGUCAGGCGGUUGACGAACCUACCGUUUAUACGAGCGAUCGAACCUGCUUGGUGUAACGCUUUGCGCCGAAUUCUCCGCCGGUGGCUCGUAGGGUUCGUCAGCCCUUGUCGUGAAAGCGUGAAAAGGACGAUGCAAUAAUCUCGCUGUUCAGUAUCCAUUAGAUUCUCGGGGUCGCAUGUGUGUCUGCUUUAGUAUUUAUGGUCUACUGUAUUUUGUUAUCUCGCGGCGUGACCCAGACAAUAUCAGUCUUUUAUCAUGUGUAACGCUAACUUUCUUAAAGCACUUGCUCGUUUGUUUAGCCGUGCUAGUAAUAUCAACUCUUUUCUUCGUCUUGCA